GCAAGCUACCAUCCGGCCACCAUCAUUGGCUCGGCACCCAUUGGGUAACUGCGCGUAACUGGGCGGUUUCUCUUUGAGGAGUGCGCGGGUGGCAUGUAUACUCUUCUCCUGAACCUAUGUCCUACUUAAACACAUUUUUAGCGCAGUGCUUUUUCGUUCUUCGCGGUGAAAUCACAAAAGGCGCAAGGCAUCGGUCCGUCUGCCUGUAACUGAUGGAAGAUGGAGCCUGUGGAGGGCACACAGAAACGACCUGCUCCUUCACUCUUGUGCACUCGGGGGGGCACAUACUCUGUCCAAACGCCGUAUGGCUACCAGCUGGACCUGGAUUUCCUGAAGUAUGUGGAGGAGAUAGAGAGCGGCUGUAAGGGCUGGGCUCCCCGCAGGCCCCAGUGCAGACCCCCCCAGAGGGGUCCCAGAACAAGUCCCAGGUGGGGCAGGGUGGAGCAGGCGCUGGUGGAAGUGAGCCAGAGACUCCAGCUGGCAAGGCUGGCCCGGUCCGACAGCCUGGCAGAACUGGGCGAGCCCGACAUCCCGCACGUCUCCCCUAGCAACUCCUCAGACCCAGAGUUCUGCCAAUCACAUGCAUCCUCUCCCCUUAGCCCCACAUACAGCCCAGCCUGCAGUGAUGACCCUGCUAGCAGCCAGGACUCAGGGGUGGGGCCAGACCUGGCCGAGCUGGGAAAGGGGGGGCGGCGAGGGGAAGCAGGCAGAUUGGGGCGGGACUGGUGGUCUGUUGCUGUGGGAGAUGACAGGCCCCUGGAGGAGAGCAGGGACUUACGGGAUGUUGCCGUGGAGACGGAGCUUGUGGAGACCUGUGAAAUAGGAGUUGGGAUGGAUGAGGCCUCAUCUGUGCCAAAGGGCCAGACGGAGAGGGAGCUGGAUGCCCUGCGGCACACCGUGGAGAUUCAGCGCCAGCGUAUCCAGGACCUGGAGGCCCAACUCAGCCUCGCUCAGCAACAACAGGAAACACGGAGGCCUCAGCAGGAACAGGAAGCGCUGAAGCCUCAGCAGGAACAGGAUAAGUCACAAACAGGGGGAGGGAAGGUGUGUACCAAAGCACUGAUGCACAAGACUCAGGUGGAAACAGAGCCCUGUCCAGGCUGCACCUGGGCAAGUAGUCACUUGGAAUUACCUGAAGACACAGGUGGCUGUAAGGUGCAGGGGUUUCUUGGACAAGGUGCUGGCAGUACCCAGAGCGCCACACUCCAGCAAAAUGACCAGAGCACUCAGACAGACUUCACUGGGAGCCUGAGAGGAAAUGCUUCACUGACAGUGACCAGCAGGGGGAGUCAGUGGGAGAGCCCUGAUGAGGACAAGGACAAAUCCAUCAUCCCUGCAGUGCAAAAUGGGGAGGUCAUGCCAUCCAAACCAGCUGCAGGUAUGCCGAAGUCCAUUAUGAAAAGGCCAGGUGAGGACAGGGCUUCAAGGCUCAGUGCUGGCCACAGAAAGUGCCUGCAGUUUGUGGGGAUACUUAAGGGAGGGUAUGAGUCAACCUCCAGCGAGGAAGAGGAAGAUGAAGAAGAAGGCAGCUUCUCAGGAGCCUCAGACAGCAGUGGAGGAGCGGAGGAGUCUCUGGAAGACUCCUCCUUUCAGGAGAGGAACAUCAACCCAGACAGCGGAAACGAACCAGAGAUUGAAGAGGAAAAAGAGAAGUUCGAGCUGAGUGCUAAAAUGCGGGAGGCCUGUCUCAUCCUGAAGAGCCACCUGGAUGAUGACAUCAGCGCUGUGCACGGGGACGUUGUGCUGUCCAGCAGUCACACUGUGGAGCUGGAAUGGUUCCGAGUGUCCAGCUCUAAGACCGCCAGACCUGCCCAUGUGACCAGUUUCCUGGUGGCCUUCUCUCAGCUGUUUCCUGGCUUGGUGGAGUGCGUGGUCAACAUGGCCGACCUCAACGGCAACACCGCUCUGCACUACAGCCUUUCCUAUUCAAACUUUGCAGUGGUCCGUGUCCUACUGGACACCGGUGUGUGCUGUGUCGACCAGUGGAAUAAGGCCGGGUACACACCUGUCAUGCUGGCAGCUGUGGCCACAAUAAGAACAGCAGACAACAUGCAGCUGAUCAGACGGCUCUUCAGCCAGGGCAACGUCAAUGCCAAGGCCAAACAGACAGGCCAGACGGCGCUCAUGCUGGCGGUCGCUCGCAGGCGGAUGGAGAUGGUGUGGGCGCUGCUGGACAGCGGGGCGGAUGUGAACGCUCAGGAUGGGGAGGGAUGCACCGCCCUGAUGAGCGCCUGCCAGCACGGCCACGCCCACACAGUCUCUUUGCUCCUACAGCACCCCCGCUGUGACAUCACCCUGAGGAACAAUGCUGGGGAUACUGCACUCUCCAUUGCUCUGGGGGCCUCACGCAGUGACAUUGCUGUGCUGCUUUACACUCAUAUGAACAGAAGCAUCCCUCCUCCCACUCCCACAGCCCUGAGUUCCACUUCCAUGAGAUCCACCCCCUCCACAACAGAAUCAGAGACCCCCAAGGCUAUCCCUGGAAGACCCCCUUUACCCAAAAAGAUGGGGAUACAGAGGCGGCAUGAAGCUGCAAAGACGGAGAAACUGAAAGGACGUUCCACUCUUCCUGCAAACAGCCAAACUGUUUAAAAAAUAUAUCAAAGCAUUUAUAAUUCCUCCAUAAAACACAUCAGCCAGUGUUGUUUUCUACCAACACUGUACAAGUGGUACAAGACCACUGUGCUAAACCAAUAUUAACAAUAAUACUUUUCUGAUAUUUUAAAUGUGACAUAAUACAGCAUUUUAAGUUAAUUCAUCCCUUAAUGCUACAUUUUCAUCCACUUUUUAUGUACAAAAUGUAGAUCAUAUUUUAGCAGUUGACUGAUGCAGAACAGGCUUCUGAUAGAGAGGAAUGGGGCUUCUGGUCAGGAGUGCUGAAGCACAUUGGUUUGGAACCUCUCAAUCUCUCUAUGCUCUGCCCCACUGCCCACGUUCAAACUGCUCAUCCCGCCACUGGACUGUGCUGUCCAGGACUAUUCCCCCUAUCCCCAGAACCACUGGACUGUGCUGUCCAGGACUAUUCCCCCUAUCCCCAGAACCACUGGACUGUGCUGUCCAGGACUAUUCCCCCUAUCCCCAGAACCACUGGACUGUGCUGUCCAGGACUAUUCCCCCUAUCCCCAGAACCACUGGAUUGUGCUGUCCAGGACUAUUCUCCCUAUCCCCAGAACCACUGGACUGUGCUGUCCAGAACUAUUCCCCCUCUCCCCAGAACCACUGGACUGUACUGUCAGACAGCACAACAACAAUUAACCCAUGAGGAUUAAAGGGACAGCACACUAUAUUUCAGAGCGCGCACACAUCCUACUGUACAGCUACAAUGUCUCUAAUUCGGUACCUUUAGAACGCUACCUGUGCAAGAGGAUUUACCUACAAGUGUUUUCUCAUAUCUUCAUGAAACUGUGCAAUACAAGUGGUGGUUGGUGUAUAUCACAGUACAUGAUUGUGCAAAUUAGAUUUUAUGAACUUGUGGAUAAACAUCACGUAAAUAUC
Molecule: messenger RNA, 3495 nt
Organism: Anguilla rostrata (American eel)
Lineage: Eukaryota; Metazoa; Chordata; Actinopteri; Anguilliformes; Anguillidae
Product: KN motif and ankyrin repeat domain-containing protein 2-like
Exons: 11
Coding region: 220-2592 (790 amino acids)
Biological process (GO): negative regulation of actin filament polymerization
Cellular component (GO): cytoskeleton; cytoplasm
Molecular function (GO): protein binding
Source: RefSeq, a predicted model, not a curated record